Achroia grisella is the source of this 2715-nucleotide messenger RNA. Its product is annotated as protein regulator of cytokinesis 1-like. The coding region runs from base 186 to 2498 and encodes 770 amino acids. Gene Ontology annotation, biological process: microtubule cytoskeleton organization; mitotic spindle midzone assembly. Gene Ontology annotation, molecular function: microtubule binding. The transcript is spliced from 14 exons. Lineage: Eukaryota; Metazoa; Arthropoda; Insecta; Lepidoptera; Pyralidae. The record is from RefSeq and is a predicted model, not a curated record. Gene Ontology annotation, cellular component: mitotic spindle midzone; spindle; cytoplasm.
CAAAUUGAAUUUGAAAACGUCAAACAUAUUGUAUCGUUCGUUGGAUUUAAUAUGCAGUAUUCCUUCGGUAUAUUGUGGUCAUUAAUUUAGUUUGUGGAUGUCGUUUAGUAAUAUUUUAUUAUAAUAUAUUGUUUAUUAUUACAAGGUGAGGGUGUUUGUGUAUAAAAUAAGAAGAAAGAGAAAAAAUGAUUGUCGUUUCAGAAGAUGUGAACAAUUUGUUUGAUGACGUGUUACAAGAAAUCAGUCAGAACAUUCGUUCUAUGAUGAAGGAGCUGUGGCUGAAUUGGUCACACUUGGGUGUGGAUGAUGACACCAAGUCUGAGUACAUUGCUAAACUGGUGCAAAUAGAGAAAGACCUUCACCGAGAUGUCAUCUUGGAGACCAGACAGGAGUUGAAGAACAUGCAGGGUGAAGUUGACAGAUUAAAGGCAGAGACAGAAGAGCUAAGCAAAUGCCUUUCUGUGGACAUCACAAUCAUGGAGCAGAAGGCCGAAGUUAUGUUAGCGACUUAUAAGAGAGAACUAGAGGAACAAAUUGUGGGUUAUAGAGAGCAAGUCGAACAACGUCGUAUGAAAAUGGAGAGGCUCCUUGAGUGGCAGCGUGAUCUCGCUGAGAAACUUGGUGUCACUAUCCAGGAAUUGAAGGAUGUUCCAUUGCCCUCUGAAGAGGAGUUGGACAAACUUGGAGCCCACCUCGAGGUGUUGCAAUCAGAGCGAGACAAGAGAGUUGAAAUAUUUUUAACUACACAAGUGGAGAUUAAAGAUAUUAUGGAUAAACUACAAAUCAAACCGCAGAACAAGUUCGAACAUGUGGUCGUGAGCUCAUUGUCUGUAGAUUUUAAGGUGACAGACCUUAACAUGGACCGCCUAGCAAAGCUCCACCAAGAUCUGCAAGAGAAAUAUGAACAGACCAACAACAGGGUAUUAGAACUCCGCGAGCGUCUUUCCAAACUAUGGGAUUGUCUGGAGGAAGACCAGAUUUACCGGGAGAACUUCUUGCACGCCCACCCUGGGUGUCAGCCACACACAGAGGUCGCCAUCAAGCAGGAGAUCAAGAGAUGUGAUCAGAUUAAGCGUCAGAAGAUACAGGUAUUUGUGGCCAAUGUUCGUACAAAGAUAAAGUUGAUGUGGGACAACGUGAUGUAUUCAACACGCGAACGGGAGGAGUUCCUGCACUACUUCCAAGAUAUAUUCACGGAGGACACACUCACUCUGCACGAGCUGUACCUUGAGAAGAUUACUAAAUACUACAAUGAUAACAAGCACAUCUUUGAGCUGGUGAUGACUCGCAAGAAUCUUUGGCUGAAGAUGACAGAACUGGAGGCGCGGGCGUCUGAGCCGGGACGAUAUCAUAACCGCGGCGGGCAGCUCCUCAAAGAAGAGAAGGAGAGGAAGACCAUCGCUAACAAUUUGCCGAAGAUUGAAGCACAGCUGCGAGAACUGGUGGCGCAAUACGAGGCGGACACUGGCAAUGUAUUUACAAUUGAGGGCAAACCACUGUUGCAACUUAUUGAGGAGGAAUGGAAAACCAGAAAAGCGGAGCGGCAUAACAAAGUGUCUGCUCGGCGCGCGGUGGCGGCGCAGACUCCGACCACGCCGCUGCUGCGGUCGCUGGCCACCUCCCCGCUCGGGAAGAGAGACCGCACCGCCGCUGGGUUCUCCACCGCCGACAGGCACAGGCUCCCAUCGAAGCGCCAGCUGAUCACCGGCAGUGCUACCAAAGCGGUCACAACUAUCGGCAACAAUCUGUCAGCACUCAAGAGAUCAGCCAUAUCUACUGUUAAAAGGCGAAUAAGCGGACGUUUGGCGGCUCGAGUAGUGGCGGAAGGUAAAGUGGAUCACUCCAAGAGGAAACUGGACUUUGGAGAUUUGAAGAAAACUCCUAAAGUCAACGGCAGCAUACUGAAACAUAAGCGCACUUCAGGUGGAAAGCGUCGCAGCGCGGGCCGACGUUCGAUGAACGGUACGUCUAACUCGGGCUCCACGGUCGCCUCGCGAGACGACGCAGAACGACCCAAGGACCCCCUCAUGGAGACCACCAUGCUCACCACCUACACAGACUUCAAGGAGGGCAUAAACGAACGGCAAAUAAGCCGUAGUUCGAUGGCUACAGCCACCGGCCAACUCAACAUGAUCCCACCGACCAUAGUCUGCACCACUAUCGAGGAGAAAAAUACGCCGACCACCCCAAAAAAAACUCCGCGAACGAAAACACCCCUCACGCCAAAAGUGGGUAAAGAGAACAUACAACACCUCAAUCCAGCUAUUACACCCAAGAACAAUUUACUCAAUACACCAUCCAGACUCACUCGGUCGGCUCUCAAACUCAAUAACGGUGGUUUCGCGACCCCACGAACACCUCUUAAUGCCAACAAAAUUAAUUUGCAACGUCAAAAUACGGGUACAUCUCUAGCUCUCAAAACUACACCUAACGCACUCAGCCGGUCCCAAUCGCACACGCAUUUAGUACGAGCGAAAAAUUUACCGCCUCUCAUAUAAAUAUAAUUUAAUCUAUAUAUACACACAUUUCAAUAUUCUAUGUUUGAUUCGCGGAACUGUUUUAUAUUUGAUUCAGAAUUAAUUUUGAAUCAUUCUGUGCUAGAAUUAGGCUUGCAACACUUGCUUGUUAGUAGUCGUUAUUCGUCUGCUUUUAUUAUAUUCUACAGAAUAAGAAAUAGCUCUGUAAUAUAUUUUGUUAUAGUAAGUAAUAAAUUAA